Messenger RNA from Venturia canescens, 3729 nucleotides. RefSeq names its product graves disease carrier protein-like. Gene Ontology annotation, molecular function: coenzyme A transmembrane transporter activity. The record is from RefSeq and is a predicted model, not a curated record. Bases 164 to 1120 code for a protein of 318 amino acids. NCBI's taxonomy places the organism in Eukaryota, Metazoa, Arthropoda, Insecta, Hymenoptera, Ichneumonidae. The transcript has 8 exons. Gene Ontology annotation, biological process: mitochondrial coenzyme A transmembrane transport. Gene Ontology annotation, cellular component: mitochondrial inner membrane.
GUAAAAAGUGUAAAGGAGAUUCGUGUUUGUGUACAGUUUACAAGGUCAGUGACCUUGGAACCGCUAUAAGGAGAGGAGGGCGCAGCACAUGCGGUGAACGGUGGUAGCUCAUCUUGCGGGAAAGCGAUUUGACGUUUCUCCAUGAGAACUUCAUGCCGAAAAGAUGUCUUUGCAAGUGCAGAACAAUAACAGUUUGGAGUUUGUGACGAAGAGUCUUCUGGCCGGUGGUGUUGCUGGCAUGUGUUCAAAAACAGCAGUAGCUCCAUUGGACAGAAUAAAAAUAUUGUUACAAGCCCACAGCGUUCAUUACAAACAUCUAGGAGUUUUCUCUGGGUUGAAGGAAAUAAUAGAGCGUGAAAAAUUCUUUGCGCUGUACAAAGGAAACUUUGCACAGAUGAUAAGAAUUUUUCCUUACGCAGCGACCCAAUUCACAGCGUUUGAGCUCUACAAAAAAUUUUUCAGUGGCCUUUUUGGAAAGUACACCCACGUCGACAAAUUUGUGGCAGGUUCUGGGGCAGGUGUGACCGCUGUAUUGUUAACAUAUCCAUUGGACACGAUAAGAGCUCGUCUCGCUUUUCAAGUCACAGGAGAGCACGUUUACACAGGAAUAGCUCACACAGCAAUUACGAUAUUCAAAGAUGAGGGUGGACUGAGGGCCCUGUACCGAGGAUUUUUACCCUCGAUUAUCGGCAUGAUCCCAUACGCAGGAUUUUCCUUCUAUUCUUUUGAGAAAUUGAAAUAUUUCUCGAUGAGAUACGCCCCGAAUUUACUGUGCAGCGAAUGCCCUAGAAAUACUGGUGGAUUGGUACUGACAUUGCCAGCAAAAUUGCUCUGCGGUGGAAUCGCCGGUGCUGUAGCUCAAAGUUUUUCCUAUCCCUUAGACGUCACCAGAAGGCGUAUGCAAUUAGCGAUGAUGGAUCCAGCUACGCACAAAUAUGGUUCUGGAAUGCUGUCAACGAUGAAGUUAAUCUACGUGGAAAAUGGAAUAAUAAAAGGCCUCUAUCGAGGGAUGAGCAUCAAUUAUCUCCGUGCUAUACCGAUGGUGGCAGUCAGUUUUACGACUUACGAGAUUAUGAAACAACUUUUGAACUUGGAUACAGGAAUGAAGAUUUCUUCCUGAGUACAAAAUUUAGCACCGAAUUACCAACUAAAAAAGCGAAGAUACGUUCGUUCGAUUUUGUAGUCGCAAAAUGGUACGAAGAUUUUUAGUAUCUCCGGUAAUCGCACACAGUUGGCAGAGAAUUUAGUCAGAGGCUAUGAUUCGUGGGGACCUGUUGUCAAUUGUUGCUAACAAUAGUUCGAUUUAGCUUAUAAAUCAAUUUAACCUCUCGCUACUUCGAAACAGAAUAUUUUAUUUAUUUAUUCCUAUGAUUCAUUUCACUCAUUUCAUAGGUGAAAAGUGGAGUUUUUUGUCUUGUAUGAUUUGUAUCGACUCGUGUUUCAAGAUUUCGAUGAUGAGCUGUUUUAAAAUCGAUUAUAAUGUGAUUGUAACGAGAGGAUUUUGGGUAUGAACUUUUGGGUAUGUCUAUAAAAUACGAUGCGGAACUUGUUGAACGAAAGACUGACGUUAUUUUGUUCUUUUGGAUCAAUAGUAGUAAUAAUGAAAGAACACAAAUUAACAACCAGAUCAAUCAAUUAAACCGUUUAUUUUAAAAAGCGCGGAAGUGAUUUUGAUGAUGUUGCUCCAUUGAGGUUUAGAUUUCAUGAAAAAAUAUUAUUUGACGUAACGUUUCAUGUAUUUGGGACAUUCCAUUUCAAUAUGACCUACUUUCGACCUCAAGAAUUCGAAUAUCACUUCGCCUUAUGGCGCUACGUAAAAACAGUGGAAUGUUAUGUUUUCAUCCUUUGACACGGUGCUUCGGCAACAGCUGUCAUAUUUUGUACAACGGAAAAACAAUAUUCUACUUUGAAAAAUCGAUUUCAAUUAUUAAAAUGGUCAUUCCGGAGAAUUUUAAAGAUCGAAAUGAAUAAAAAUGGAUAUCGCUUCGUUCAAGACUCAGAAUUGUUUCUGCUUGAACCAAUAUUUGUAACGAAGGAUCGUCGUUUAGACUUGCUACUAGUGCAGUUGAAAAUAUCAAAAAUUAUUCAUGUCGGAAUGUAUGAUAAAAUCUCGUAAAAAGAAAUAAUGGCUGAAUUCAUUUUCAAGGGAGCCAACUGUAGCUUUUUUGACGUUGAACGUCUCCUAGUUAUAAAAAUUUGUUCGUCGGCGAAUGACUAUCGAUUGUAAAGUAUUUUUAUGUACAAACGGCAAUGCACACACGUGCAUUCAGCAGAAGUGAAAUAUACGAACGAAUUGACGUUCAUUCAGAAAAUUUUUCGUACGUUCGAAAUAAAUAAGAAAUUCAAUGCCACGAUGUUGUUGAUGCCAAAAUACUUGACGGAUAAAUGCCAAAUUUUGUAUAAAUAUCGCGAGACCCGGACACCAAAACAGACAUCGUCGAGUCUUUUAUUUUCUGGCACAAUCCGUUAUUCCCCCACUGCAUUAGUCACAAAACCGUAGACAAUGCGGAUAUGCGCUUUGUCGCGUGACGUCUCGGAGAUAUCUCGCAAACAUGGCCCCAAUGUUUGUUAAACGUUUAAAUAAAGGAAUAAAAAGAAAAGUAAAAAUUUCACGUCUGGAAUGUUUCACAUCGCAUGACUGUGUCACACUUUCACCGGAAACACGCUUCGUGAUGAAUCUAACAAUACUUUCUUCAAGUUUUCGAGCGUGCUUUCUUUCUUUGAAUUUUUCCAUUCACAUUCUGCCGUCCCCGUGACAAUUUUCCAAUUUCUAUGGUGUUUUUGCUAUUAUUUCUACGCUCGAAUGGACAGAAAAGUGUCACAAAAUAAUGAAUGUCAAAAAAAAAAACAAAAACAAGUGAAAUUGAAUGAACAAUCGAUCCAAAUACAAUAAUAUUUAUUCCAAGUUAUUUUGUUGUUGUUGUUGUUUUUUUUUUUCAAUAGAGCGACAGUAGUAUCUAAGAGGACGAAGCCAUUGUGGUAGCUUCGCAAACGAAAUUUCGAGAUGCAUUAAGGACACAUUUUAUUGAUCUCGAAAAUCGAUGCUUUGAAAAAUUGCAAGCUGACCGUAGAUCUGUUUUCGCGAAUGCAUGGGCAUCGACACAUUGGUCGAUACGCGUAGAAACUUGAUAAAUUUUAGGCAGGAACAAGUGUGAAAAAGCUUCAUCGGUCUGAAAUACACGUAAUGACAGUUCCCCAUCUGUCUUGAAGGAAUGACUUUUGUCCUCUUUUUUUUUUUUCGUUUUUCAAGAUUGAGAUAUUUUAAUAGCUAUCCGAUGAUCGGACAGUGGCAGUUUGCAACGCAAGAAGAGUCGAAAUAUUCUUGCAGGCGAUAAAAGUUAUUCCAUACAAAUGGUUAAUCACAAUCAUUGCUGCGAUCGUUGAUUGCAACUCCUUUCCCCGUUAAUAAAAAGCCAAUGAAACUAUAGCUCAGAGUAAACCUGUUCACAAAUGUUCGUCAGCUUGCUGUGAUGUCGAAAUUUCGUUAACGCAAAUAUAGAGGAUAAAAAACGAAACAAAACGAUUCCGUGGAUAAAAAUGGCGAAGAUAUUUUCACAACAUCAAAACUAACUAAACGUUGUUUUCGACUCCGUUGAUGUUCUACGAGUAAUAAAUUUACACUGGUUUUACAAUAAAAUAUCUAAAUUAUUCGACAAAGGUAAUACCAACGACUGAGAUAAACGAAAGGAGGGUUUAAUUGAUUAAAUAAAUGUCAAAUUUGAAAAAUAA